AUGCGAUUUGGGAGAAAAGGGAAGCUAAGCCCUCGAUAUAUUGGCCCUUAUGAAGUUUUGGAGCGAAUCGGAGAGGUGGCCUAUAGGUUAGCAUUACCUACGGAAUUAGCCAAUGUCCAUAAUGUUUUCCAUGUGUCUCAACUUCACAGAUAUGUUCAUGACCCAACCCAUAUCCUUCAACCAGAAACUGUCGAAUUAGAUCAAAACCUUAGCUUUGAGAACCGACCCAUUAUGAUCUUAGAUACCAAAACGCGAAAUACUCGACGCAAAGUUGUGAGGUUAGUUAAGGUAUUAUGGUCGAAUCAGAAAAUCGAGGAAGCCACUUGGGAAGCUGAGGAUGCCAUGAGAAACCGAUAUCCGGAACUUUUUCCUCAGAUUUAUCAACAUGUACAAUCUUAUGUUCCCACAGCGCCUCAUUUCUCACCUGCCAUAUCUGGUAUACUAUUACUGCUAUCACAGCAUACUUUAUCUUCUUCUGUAGUUGAGUGCAUCUGCUACUUCUGA
Messenger RNA from Beta vulgaris subsp. vulgaris (sugar beet), 504 nucleotides. RefSeq lists its product as uncharacterized. The record is from RefSeq and is a predicted model, not a curated record. The transcript has 2 exons. Bases 1 to 504 code for a protein of 167 amino acids. Lineage: Eukaryota; Viridiplantae; Streptophyta; Magnoliopsida; Caryophyllales; Amaranthaceae.